This is a messenger RNA of Camponotus floridanus (Florida carpenter ant), 1892 nucleotides long. RefSeq names its product probable cytochrome P450 6a20. NCBI's taxonomy places the organism in Eukaryota, Metazoa, Arthropoda, Insecta, Hymenoptera, Formicidae. Gene Ontology annotation, molecular function: heme binding; iron ion binding; monooxygenase activity. The coding region runs from base 100 to 1620 and encodes 506 amino acids. The transcript has 8 exons. The record is from RefSeq and is a predicted model, not a curated record.
UUUUGUGAUUAUUCAUUGUAUUAUUAUUUACGAGUAUUCGAGUGCCGAUUGGUUGCAUCGAUAUAUUUUGAGACCGCUCCGCGUUGAUGAAAACUUACGAUGUUUAUCGCGGAAUUAAUUGGGGUUUUCAUCGUUGCUUUGAUUAUUGUGUAUACUUAUUAUAAGUAUGUGUUAUUUAAUUACUGGCGCAAAAGAGAUAUUUUUUAUAUUGAACCUGUUGUGCCAAUUGGUAAUUUCGGAGCUUUAAUAACUAAGAAAGUAUCAAUAGGCGAAUUCUUCCACGAUUUAUACGUAAAAUAUAAGGAACAUCGUGCCUUUGGAAUAUACGGGUUUUUUAAGCCAAAUCUGAUAAUUACUGAUCCUGAUCUUAUUCGAAUAGUGCUUACAAAGGAAUUCAAGAAAUUCCAUGAUCGCGGAAUAUUUUGCAACGAGAAGAUUGAUCCAAUGACCGGUAAUUUGUUUAUACUGCCCGGGAAGAAGUGGCGGAAUUUGCGCGUCAAGUUGACACCUACUUUUACUUCCGGAAAAAUAAAGCAAAUGUUUGCGAUUUUGAAAAUGUGCGGCGAUGAAUUUGCGAGGAAUUUAGAAAGUGUGACUCAAACAGGAGAUUUAAUCGAGAUAAAAGAUUGGUUUAGAAGAUAUACAACGGAUAUAAUUAUGUCGGUAGCUUUUGGAGUUAAAUCCAAUUGCAUAAAGGAAGGUGACAAUGAGUUUCAAUAUUGGGGGAAAAAGAUCUUUGAAAUACAUCCCUUUUGGAUCACUUUAUCUACGUUUAUGCCCCAAAUUAUGAAUUUCUUUUCCAUUCCUUUCUAUAAACGAAGUGUCACCGAUUUUUUUAUAAAAACGUUUCGAGAGAAUAUGGAAUAUAGGCAAAGUCAUAACAUCAUCAAGCAUGAUUUUAUGAAUCUGCUCAUACAACUUAUGGAGAAGGGCUACGUUGAAUCCGAUGAUAUGAAAGAUAUCAAUAACUCUUCAAACAUGAGUAGGCUCACUUUGUUAGAAGCGAUUGCGCAAGCUUUCGUCUUUUUCGCUGCUGGCUUCGAAACUUCUUCGACAACAGCAACAUUCUGUUCAUACGAAUUAGCUCAACAUCAAGACAUACAGGACAAAGUUCGCAAUGAAAUCGACGAAAUAUUAAAAAAUCAUGAUGAAUUGACUUAUAAUGCUGUGAAUGAAAUGACAUAUCUUCACAAAGUAAUAAAUGAAACAAUGAGGAAAUAUCCGCCUGUACCUGUUUUGAAUCGCAUCUGUACCGAAGAAAUAAAUCUUCCAACGACAAAUAUUCAUAUUCCAAAAGAUAUGUUCAUUAGUAUACCGGUACUCGGAUUACAUCGAGAUCCAUUGAUAUAUCCAGAUCCUGAUAAAUUUGAUCCUGAACGAUUUAACGAGGAUAAGAUACCAACUAGACAUCCUUACACUUAUUUGCCAUUUGGAGAAGGACCACGAAUUUGUAUCGGUUCGAGAUUUGGUUAUAUGCAAACCAAGAUUGGACUUAUAAAUCUUCUGUCAAAAUUCAAAUUCGAACUUGAUCCCCGAACUAUGGUCCCGCUAACUUACGAUCGAGAUUCCUUUAUACUUGCGCCCAAAGAAGGUGUAUAUCUUACUAUAAAGCCGCGAUGAAAAAUAAUAUAAUAAGCACUCUUGAAUAUGUUUAAAUUUAUUCAGAAUGUAUCACAAUUAUAAUUUUACUUUUUGUAGUAUAUUUUACUCUUGUUAUUUGUACUAUCAAAGAAAGAUAUUUGAUAGACAUUUAACUUGCUAGUUUUUGGUAAUAGGUUUUUGGUAAUAGGUUUGGUGCUAUUUUUACUACGUGAUGUGCUACUAGUUGUACGAUAAGUUUGAUGGGCGAUAUAUUUUUGAUAACAAUUACAAAAAAAAAAUAAUGAUAAAGA